AUGGGGUGCAGGUCCAAAGUCGACCUGACAGAGACCGUCAAGCACUGCAGAACCAAACAGCCAGGUAAAGAGGGCAUCCGUUGUGGCAGGUUCUCGGCCCAACACGAUCUGUCUGCCAGGUUGCCGGGCUGGCUGCCUGCAAGGUUGCCAACACGCAGCUCGCGAAGCUCGCGGCCCACCUGUAAAGAUGGCCCCUCUGCCCUAUGCCUCGUUGGAAACAUCAGGACUCUUCCAUACACCAUGGAGUACAUUGAGAGGUUUGCCGUUGCAAAUUCGCUGGAUGUCUACAUGGUGCUGCAGCGAGGCCAAAGACAAGGCUCAUCCUGGCUAACGUAUGGUGCAGACUUCUACGGUUCCGAGACGGAGGACUUGAUUCUCCAUCAGCUCCAGACACUGAGUCCGAAUUCCAGUGCGAUGCGAAUCCGCGAGAUCAUCGAGGUGAAAGACGGCAGCUGUGCCGAAUACCGCCGCAGCUUCCUUUCCCACCAGAAGGUGUUAACGUAUUCAAACUGCUGGGACCAUGCUUCCAAUUCCCAGAUCCGUUGGUUGAGGACUUGCUUUGACCGUGUGCUAGCCAGCGGUGUGCAGUAUGGUCGUGUAGUCCGAAGUCGACCGGAUGUCGCUCUGUUCCGCGACAUCCACCUGUCAUCUUACUCCUGUGGCAGCAUCUUUGUCCCCUACAAAAGCGACCCGUCUCCGGUUGCUGGCGACUGGUUCUUCUUCCUUGACUUCGCGGUGCUGAGGAGUUGGUGGAGCAGUGUGGAGGCCGCCUCCAGCUCUCACCAAUGGCCUUACCCGGACUUCUACAUCUUCAAAAGAGCGGCUCUGAAGCGUACCCACUUGCCCGCGGUAAUUGUCCGCGCGCCACAUGUGGUGGAGUGCUGCCGGCUGAGCCAGGAUGGAGGACAGGAGCACUCGCAAGGAGAAGCGCUCGACCAGGAAUGUCGACGACUUCUCCGGAGUGGGCAUUUCUCUGGAGUAUGGAGGUCCUUCACGCUAAAAGUACGAGAGAAACAUGCAGAGCCUUAG
Messenger RNA from Symbiodinium pilosum, 1029 nucleotides. Lineage: Eukaryota; Dinophyceae; Suessiales; Symbiodiniaceae. The record is from the annotation of a GenBank genome assembly.